Dufourea novaeangliae is the source of this 2569-nucleotide messenger RNA. RefSeq lists its product as uncharacterized. The transcript has 6 exons. The record is from RefSeq and is a predicted model, not a curated record. Gene Ontology annotation, cellular component: membrane. The coding region runs from base 306 to 2141 and encodes 611 amino acids. Lineage: Eukaryota; Metazoa; Arthropoda; Insecta; Hymenoptera; Halictidae.
AGUAGGUGAAAGUUGGUGUGUCUAUUUGAGAGGACGCAUACUGUGCGAGGACACUUGGGAGUAAAAGAAGAGUUUCUAAGAUAUGCAGGUGUGCGAAAAUAACUGUUGCUCCUACAGAAGCAACCCGUGAUACAGGUGUAUUAAGUGUGAGAUGCUGACUGGAACGACGUUGGAAAGAAUGUCGAAGGACAACGACGAGUCGACGAAACGGAACAGAGUUUGAAACGUUGAACGAUAUCUGUUCUCCCGCUUUGUUGUCACACCGCGCCAAAUGGUCACGAUUAUGAUGAGAUAACGAACGCAGAAUGAGAUACAGCGGCAGUAACCGUCUCGGUUAUGCAGUUUCCGCGUUUAUUCUAUUUUUUAAUGUCACUCGUGCGGAAAGUGGUGUCUCCUGUAAGGAUCAUCAAGGACGAUCUUAUGAAUCUGGGGUAACUUACGUUCCUGGUUCAGACCCUUGUACACUGUGCGUUUGUGAUAAUGGCAACCCAAAAUUGUGCAAAGCGUAUGUUUGCACCAAGUUCCCAGAGGAAAAUUGUAAAUCUUUCCUACGUGGAGAUAUCUGUUGCGAGUAUAUCUGCUUGGAUGACACACUGUCAUCUAUAUUGAAUUACAAAACUGAUGUUAUUGGUAACAAUACGACCGAUACUACUGCAAAUUAUGAUAUAGGAUUGCGAACUGUUGCUAGUUUUGUAACAGUUGUGUUGUCGCUGAGCCUAUUAUUUUUUUUAAUACAUCGCUUACGACAAACAAAGAUACGAGUUCGUGUUGCAGGAAGACAGAACAUACAAUUGGUAGAGGACCAAAGAAAUUUAGGUAGUAUGGGAUACUUAGAACGAGAUGGAUUGUCAUAUGGUGUUCCUAUGGAUGACAUUCCAUGCGGAGCCAAUUAUCCAUUGUGGAAGCCUCCCAGCAAUUAUUUUCCGCGAGGAGAAGCUCCACCGCCUUACGAAGAGGCUGUUGCAGCAGCGAGAGCAGAACAGGCUCUUCUAGCAAUGAAUCCGCAAGCGCUUCCGCAGCUGAAUUUUCCGAACACCUAUUUGACUAAUGCCAACAGUCGCACUAAUAUAUCGCUUGUAGGAAGCACACAAAGCGGCAUAAAUGGCAAUCCGUCGGCAUUGAUAUGCGACACUAGUAUUGCAGAUUCGAGUGGUUUAACGUCCACUCCAAAUAGACCAAUUUCAAAUCCAAAUAUAUACUCUAGUUAUCGUCAAUCGAAUCAAAACGAAACAUUAUCUCAAGGAGUCAGCGUAGGAACUUCUACUACAAAUUUUACUAUGGGGACAAAUACUUACGAGAACUUGCCUACCACGAUUGGAAUCCCAAACUUUGGUAACCAGCACCCAGAUACAACUGCACAUUCCGCGUCAAACUUACAAACUUCUAUUUCAAAAAACUAUCAGACGCAUACUACUCUCCCUCGUCAAGCAGGAGCAUUUACAAUAUCUGCGACUUUGUCAAAUUCUAAUGUGAUUGCCCACCGUACAAUUCCUAGAACCUUAACCACUCGUACUGCUACUAGAUUGCAAGACAUUAUACAUGAUUGCUCCAAAAAUGAGCUUUUACGACCCCUGUCGACCAAUGUUUCGCCAAAUUUGCAACAUAUUGUGCAACAAGAUCCAUUAACCGAUCAAGGACUUAUGAAUCCAAGUAUACCCUAUCCAGAUGUACAAAUACAGCCUCCCUCUGCUUCUUCCUUGUCAAGGCAACAACAGACUGAAAGACACAAAUUAGAUAAAAAAUCUGAAGAAUCUCAUAAUUAUAAGCCACCGUUGAAUGUAGCCAAUGAAAUUAACGAAGAGGGAAGUUUUGAAUCGGUAGCGUGUACUUGUAGCAUGCAAGCUCUCCCUACUCUUCACGAUGACACUGAUGACUAUAGAAGCGAGUGUGAAAAUUGCAAAAGCGCAACAGGUUCUCGCUAUUAUUUAGCUAACGAGGAUGAAUUAGUUACGUCUCCGCAUGAAACUAUGACGUUGCAUAGAAGACCGGACGAAACAGCUUCGGCUACUACACCUCAAUAUUACAGAACUUCGCUUACACUACCCAUUAGUACCCGUCAACGAGCAAGGAGUACUGGAGUUCGAGAAAAUUGGUUCAACACCAUGCCACAAAGUUCUACGGAAUCAUCGGAUGAAAACUGAUCGCGAGAAUACACUUUCCAAUUCUCACGUAUCGUGUAGAUAUUAAGAUAAUUUACUAUGCAUUACCAUUAUUGAAUUUUAGUAUUACGACAUAACAACACGUUUACGUUUUAUGUAUUACGUUCCAGGCUAUAGUGUCACGUUGUUCUCCAUAGAGUUUUAUUAUAACUAAAAAAUAUUUUCUAUCUCAUUGACUGUCUGAACUGUUUACGCAAUCCACAUAUUUGGACAAUGCACAAUCUCUGCAAUGGAAAUCAGUCACACUUUUGCUUUCACAGUUCUUCCUUACACCUUGUUAUACUGUGGAAGCAAACUCUAGAUCUAUCUGUUACAUCUACACCUCUUACAAUUCCUAUAAGUUCGAAAUAAUGAAUACCGGAAAAAAAAAUUUUAUAGCAUCUCUACAAUUAAUUUAAAUAGGUUCUUUC